AUGCCAAGCGUCGCCGAGGGACAUAUCUCCAAAUCAGGCAUCCGGAAGCUGAGCAACGGCGAGUCCGUAAUUCCUUCCUCAACUCGUGCCGAUGGCUCAGUCCGAAAAGAGAUUCGGGUGAAGCCUGGCUACAGGCCCCCGGAAGACGUUGAGGUCUACAAGAAUCGCACCGCAGAGGCAUGGAAGAAUCGAGGCAAGAGCGGCGUACCUGGCGCAGAUACAACAGAGGAGAAGCUGCCGCCGCACAAGGCCGCCGCCGCAAAGAAUCUGAAGCGCAAGGAGGCCAGGAAGAAGGCCGCAGCUGCUGAGGCAGAGGGGAGGCGGGAUGCUGAAGGCAAUGCUGCUGGUGGCGCGCAGUCGGCCAACGGCGAGCCCAAGGUUGCCGAUGCCAAAGCUGAGGCCCUCGAUGCUGACGAGCAGGCUGCUAAGGAAGCCCGCAAGCUGGCCAAGAAGCUUCGACAGGCGCGCGAGCUUAAAGAUAAGAAGGAAAAGGGCGACAAUUUGCUGCCGGAACAGGUCGAGAAAGUGAUCAAGAUCAAUGAGCUCAUCCGACAGCUCGACAAGCUGGGCUUCGAUGCGGAAGGCGAGAAGAAG
Molecule: messenger RNA, 594 nt
Organism: Pseudocercospora fijiensis CIRAD86
Lineage: Eukaryota; Fungi; Ascomycota; Dothideomycetes; Mycosphaerellales; Mycosphaerellaceae
Exons: 1
Biological process (GO): exon-exon junction complex disassembly
Cellular component (GO): cytoplasm; exon-exon junction complex
Molecular function (GO): RNA binding
Source: RefSeq, a predicted model, not a curated record